Oryctolagus cuniculus (rabbit) is the source of this 2852-nucleotide messenger RNA. RefSeq names its product complexin 4 (gene CPLX4). Gene Ontology annotation, biological process: synaptic vesicle exocytosis; regulation of neurotransmitter secretion; neurotransmitter transport. The record is from RefSeq and is a predicted model, not a curated record. Gene Ontology annotation, molecular function: syntaxin binding. Gene Ontology annotation, cellular component: terminal bouton; SNARE complex. NCBI's taxonomy places the organism in Eukaryota, Metazoa, Chordata, Mammalia, Lagomorpha, Leporidae.
GUACAAUGUGAGAGAUCAUGAUUUAUUUCCUGGGAGGGCUGGUGCCCUUGGUUAACAUAAUAAGCAUAGGUUACAAAGAGGUUACAUGGCGUCCCCAGCCCUGGAGUGCUUUAAUUAGAAAGAUACUCGCGUAGAUUAAAGUCUUAGCCGUACUCAGCUCCUCCCCUGACCUAGAGGAAGCCACAGCUGUAGAGAACCUGCCGCAUUACAGAACAUUGCCAAGGUGUCUCCAAGUUCACCUGUGAGCCUGUGCAGGCCCCCAGGAAGCAGACUGAGAGGAGCAGCCGCUACGUAAGGAUGAUUCCACCCACAGGCACUCCCGCCUGGUGGAUCAGAAUGCUGGAAGGGUGACACCUAUCAGAGAAACGCUUGCCCGCGAGAGAAGGCUCAUCUUCUAGUGUCAACCUGCUGGCUCACCCCAACUGAGUUGCGUGUGUGUGUGUGUGUGUAUGCCCCAGCCACACGACCAGUGAAGCAGUACAAAAGCCCAGCCAACCCCAAAGCAAAUCUUACACAGUCCAUAGCAUCCAAUGAGUGAAAAUGAUGGAGCCAAAGAAUUGUUGUUGUGUAAUGAAGCACUUUGGGUUUUCUCUCUCUCUCUCUGGACUCAGUUUGCAACAACAGGAUGCUGUGCCCAGGGGCUGGUAUUUGGGAAUUCUACCACAGCCCUAAAAAUCAGUCAGCCCUGAUUAACUAAAUUGCAACAGGACUACAGAUGAAGCCCUGCUGUGCUUGUAAUUUAAAAUUGACAAACAGGUAGCGAGAGAGGGACGGACAGCAUGAGCAGCGCUUGCUUUGCCUGGGAAAUUAGCUUGGUGCAUGGAGGCAGAGGGCAGCCAGCUGCAUCUGGCCGCGUGUUUGGUUAUGGGAACCAUCUGCCUCUGUGCACGGAGGAGUUCGCCACGCUAAUCCAGCUUACAACCGGCAAAGCGCUCCGCGCUGUCAUCAUGCCCUUGAGGAGAGGAGACGGUGCAGAAUCCUGCACUCUCCCACGGGCUGCGGGCGUUGAGAAUAUUUGCAGGUUUUGUCCUGGCUGGUUUGGAGGGUUGGAUUUUUUUUUUUUUUUUUUUUUUUGACUCCCAGGUUUUGUCUGAGUUUGGGUUUGGUUUUUCCUGGGCCAGACACCAUGGCUUUCUUCAUGAAAAGUAUGAUCAGUAACCAGGUAAAGAACCUGGGAUUUGGAGGGGGUUCGGAAGAGAAAAAAGAAGAAGGAGGCGCGUCCGAGCCUGCUGCAGCUCACGGGAUGACGAGAGAGGAGUACGAAGAGUACCAAAAGCAAAUGAUCGAGGAGAAGAUGGAAAGAGACGCAGCAUUUACGCAGAAAAAGGCGGAGAGGGCGUGCCUCCGUGUCCAUCUCAGGGAGAAGUACAGGCUCCCGAAGAGUGAAAUGGAUGAGAAUCAAAUCCAGAUAGCUGGAGAUGAUGUGGAUUUGCCCGAAGACCUCCGGAAGAUGGUAGAUGAGGACCAGGAAGAGGAAGAGGAUAAGGAUUCCAUUCUGGGGCACUUACAGAAUCUGCAGAACAUGGACUUGGAUGCCAUCAAGGAGAAGGCCCAGGCCACCUUCACAGAAAUCAAGCAGUCCGCCGAACAGAAGUGCUGUGUGAUGUGAGGGACCAGCGCUAUCGGCAGACACGCCCGCUCUCGUGGCCGUGCCGAGCCGCAUAGAUUUCAACACAGCUAACCCAUAAAGCACCCACAAGCACAAGACAAGCGUGUUGUUGUUUGUGGCCCCGGCUAGCACCUUGCAAUAGGAAGCAUAGUUCGCUUGUAGUUACAAAUGUGGCUGAGAAUGAAAUGUCAGCUGUAACUGACCGGGCAGGACACAUGUCUGCUUAAACACCUUCAGGACCACCAGGAAGAAUCAGAUGCAAAGGGCAUUUCCCUUCCAGCUUGCUUCCCGAGAGAGCAGGGUCUCACCCUGUCCUGCCAUAGCAUGGCUCCAGGUUCCUUCUGAGAGCCAUGUGGAAAGCUAGGGCACCCGCUGAGAGCGAAGGAUGCAGACUCCAAGGCAACCAACGUCACGCCACCCCCUAGUCCCGGGCGCCUUGCGUUGCCGAUGCUUCUCAUCCAGGCGACACGUGGACACCAGUGGCUGUAGCAGGAAUGUGGCCAAGAACGAGGAGUGGAGGCAGAGAGCAGACUCCACCUGCCCUUCGCUUUGGAGAUCAGCCUUCGAGUGGUCACGUGAGGAAUGGACUUGAGAGAGGCAACACUGGAGACAGAUGGACAGCUUGAAGGCCGUUGCUGCUUGUGAGCUGAGUGUAACUCCUCUUGUCUAAACAUGCUGAUAGCAAUAGGAACAAAAAGAGUAGGCAAAUAUACAACAUGAAGAAAAUCAGUGUCUGUCUUGGUCUCUCCUCACCUGCCUCCUCCUCCUCUUCCUCUCCUCCUCCUCCUACACCUCGCUUCUUUCUCAUCCUCUUCUCCACUUCUUGCCUCCUCUCCCUAUCUCUUCUCCUCUCCUCUCCUCUCUCCUCCUCUCCCCUCCUCUCCUCUCCUCUUCUCUUCUCCUAUUCCUCCCCACCCACUACUCUUCAAUAAUUUCCAGUCAUUCUGCAUAUCUUCCAGGGUAGACCCCAAUUUCUUCUUCCUAAUGUCUCUCUUUCAAAAGAAAUUAUUCUUAGCAGAUUUGCCUUCAACACACAACGCUCAUUCACCAAAGCCAACCCAACCAAACCCAAAUAGCGGUUUUUCAUUGAAUCAGUUCAGUGGAACACUAAUGCUCAAAGACAGGUUUUGAUCUGGAAGAACAACUUUAUCAGGAGAAAGAGGAACUCAGACCCAAAAGUUAGGGGCUAACCUGUCCUAUACCCAGAGUUCCUGAAUGUGUUACAUGAGCAGAAGCUUCAUGU